AAUAACAAGUAUAUAUGUUCCAUCUCAGGGCACAACAGUUGUUGCUUGUAAGGUUACGAAAAAUGGCGCUCGAGCAAAAAGACUUCAAGAGGAAGUUCCUGAGGAAAGCGCCCUGUCGUGUACGAUUAGUCAAGGCAGUGGAUCCCGGUGGGCGUGGGAAUGGUUCCACAAAGCAGGUCCUUUACACACUCAGCAAACGUCACGAGGAGCACUUGAUCCCGUACAGCUUGGUGCAGCCGGUGCAGGUUCAGACGAAGAGGCCGGUUAUCUUCUCCCCCUCUCUUCUCUCUCGGGGUCUCAUCGAGAGGCUGCUGCAACCUGCCGAGUCUGGUCUGAAGUUCAACACCUGCCCACCCGAACCUAUCCAGGCUUCAGAGAAACGAGACAAGAAAGUGUUCCUGUUGGAUUCCAGCAUUCCCGAGCAGGCUCUGGGAAUACGGCUGCAGUCGAUACAGGAAGUCAUCAGCCAGGACAAGCACGGUCUGCUGGAGCUGGGGCUGCACAGUGUUGAAGGCUUAUUGAGACAGGGGAUCUACCCCAUCGUCAUCCAUAUCCGCCCUAAGAACAAAAAGCACAAGACGCUGAGGAAGUUGUUCCCGCGGUGUGGGGUGGACAGCGUGAUGGAGGAGGUGUGCCAGGCGGAGGAGCUGCAGCUGGAGACCCUUCCUCUGCUCUACUUCAGCCUGGAGCCGAGCGCCUGGAGCUGCACGGACGAGCUGCUGGCCGCCAUCUGCAACACCAUCCACAGCCAGCAGAGGGCGGUGGCCUGGAUCGAGCUGGAUAGACUGCAGUAGAGGGGAGAGGAAUCAGAAUCAGAAUACCUUUAUUAGUCCCACAGAGGGGAAAUGUACAUUGUUCCAGCAGAAAAGAGCCAAA
Messenger RNA from Notothenia coriiceps (black rockcod), 876 nucleotides. Its product is annotated as caspase recruitment domain-containing protein 11-like. Bases 15 to 794 code for a protein of 259 amino acids. Gene Ontology annotation, molecular function: CARD domain binding. Lineage: Eukaryota; Metazoa; Chordata; Actinopteri; Perciformes; Nototheniidae. The record is from RefSeq and is a predicted model, not a curated record. The transcript has 6 exons. Gene Ontology annotation, cellular component: cytoplasm.